Molecule: messenger RNA, 2342 nt
Organism: Styela clava
Lineage: Eukaryota; Metazoa; Chordata; Ascidiacea; Stolidobranchia; Styelidae
Product: putative methyltransferase YdaC
Molecular function (GO): S-adenosylmethionine-dependent methyltransferase activity
Source: RefSeq, a predicted model, not a curated record
CUCUGUAUUGUAUAUAUUGAAUGGUAAAAUAGUGCUGUUCGCUUGAUAUUUAUUUUACUUUCUACAGUUGUAUAGGAACUUUACUUUCCAUUCGUGUGCCUCACUGAAUGAACUAAUGGCUCUAUAUCAUCAUCAGUACAUUGCCAAGGGCUUAAAAUCUGACAAAUCAUGGGGCUUUUGUACUUAGUAAAAUUGUUGGCUUUUUCUGGCUUUUUUAUGUCUUGAUUUGGCUUUUUUUGAUCGUUGGGGUCUGGCAACCCUGUACAGGUCUGUGGACGAAUCAAUUCAAGAGUUACCGUAACGUACCGGUAUACUAUUAUAUAUACGCUUUGGUACUACUGACAGAUGACGGAUGUGCGGCUGCCAGUAUCAGUACCACAGUACAAUGUUGAUACCAGUUUAUCUGUUACCGGUACCGUAAUAGGUACGGUAACGUACCGUAGGCUAGUCUAACUGUCUGACUGUACCGGUACAGUUGCGUAUCAAGUUACAUGCAAGGUAUGGAAAAUUUUAAAAAAUAUAACUGACAAUAAUUUAUGAAUUUUCACUCUGUAGAUGGUUAGUCGAAUAGCACAAAAAUUGGCUUUAAAUGCUAAACAACCUCAGAAUGGAUUUUGGGGUUCAUUAGUUGGAGCCGCAUUUUUAAGGAAUGGAAACCUCGAAAAAACUUGUUUUGAACUACUUGAGUCUCUGCCUGAACAUAAAGUUCUUUGUGUUGGUUUCAAUCGUGCCAUUGGACUAGAGUUUGCUUUGUCAAAACAACAAUACCCAGGAAAGGUUUUUGGAAUUGAUCACUCCGAAUUGAUGUGCAAAUUGGCAUGCGAAAAAUUACGGCAUCAUAUUGACAAUGAUGAACUAACUAUACUUUGUGAAUCAGUACAUGAAAUGUCAAUUCCAGAUAACUCUAUAGAUCGAAUAUUUCACACAAAUUGCCAUGUGUUCUGGGAUGAUAUUGACAAGUCUUGUGAAGAGCUAUACAGGGUCUUGAAACCAGGAGGAAAAAUGGUGUCUUUGGCCCGAUACAACAGACUUCGGCUUCAACAAAAGUUUGGUUUUCUGAACUCUUCUCCUAUCACUUCAGGCUUUUAUAUUGGUUCUCUUAUUGCCAUGGGAUUUGAUGAUAUUCGUGUGAAGAAUGUUAAAGUUAUGAAUAAAUUUUCAAAGGCAUGCGCUGUGUAUGCAUCAAAGCCAAUUUUAACUGCUGAAAAAAACAGUUUUUCAACUUCAAGUGAAAAAUCUUCUUGAUUUCAACUUGGAUUUUUACUCAGUUAUCAAAUCAUAUUAGGGCUUAUGGCCAUUGGCUAAUCACAUUCAGUUAUAUCAGAACACAUUGAUUAUGACCUACGUCAUACAGAGUCCAUGUGCAAACAAUUGGCUUCAUAUAUACAAAAAACAUACCGGUACAUAAUAUAAAUAAAGCAGGUGUUCAAUUUGCUUCUCAUGUAUAAUGUCCCAUUUUCGGAGCUCCAGAAGUAUGUGCGCUAAGAUGGCGCACAACCUGAACAUAGUAUGUGUGUAACGGUUAGGAUUCAGUUUGUGCAACAUCUUGGUGCACAUACUUCCGGAGCACCCUAUUUUCUUAUUGGGCCUGAUAUGAAAUUGCCAUAUGCUUUUGUUUGUCGAUUGAUUCUGAACUUGAUGAAAUUUGAACUGAUUCACAAAUCCUACAGCUAAAGAUGGUCCUAUUGGAUUUAGAGUCUGAUCUCUUACAUUGCUGCAUAUUCAUGUUAUUAAUAUAUCAGUGGAAUUAAUAGGCUGUUCUACUGUUUUAGACUUUGUUAUAUAGUUUUUAUUUCACUUUUGUCACAUUAAUAUGGUUAAACUGAUUAAAUAGCAACUAUUGGAAUUUUUAUAUGACCUUAAAUAGUAUGUGGGUAAAUUUUUUUCUUAUCCUGUCAGUUCUUCAAAUUAUUGCACAAUUUGUUAUUUUCUUCAGUACCUCCUUCCUACAAUAGUUCAAUCAACUUUUUUGGUUAAAAUCAUGUGUUUGAUUUGUGUAUCAUGCAAAAUUGGAUGUUGUUCGAUUUAGAAUUAUUAUGCAUUACUUAGUAUACAAUGCAGUUGAUUGCAAUAUGAUAAAACAGACUUUGUGAUUCACUGUGAUAUAUGUUAACCUGUGCAAUUUAGUGUUCGACUCGACUUCGAUAAAAUGUAUUACUCAUUCUGCCCUUUCCAUGCUCUCAAGUUUUCUCUUUUAGCAUGAUUUAGUAGAUUUUGUUAUUUUGGGGCAGCAUAAAUUUUAUUUUUAAAUCUAUAUUGGUUUUCAAUUAUAUCAUUAUAGUUCAGUUUGUUUUCAAAUUUCUGCAUAAAAUAAAAUAUAACCAGCAGGCAUGGUACUGCAA